AUGAGCUGGAAAUGGACCCCUUCAGAACCCUUGCUUGUGAUUCUACCUCACAGAUCGGGGAGGUUCCUUCCCUGGCAUGAAACCUGUAGUGCGAACACCCCGGCUAUUCCUACUGCCGAACCUGAUGAGCAAGACCAAGGGGAACAGCGACUGGAUGCGAAGGCUCCUUUCCCUACUCCCAAACCUAAUAGGGAUAUGGCAGAUCCACGGAAGACUGGAGCCCUUGCUUCUUUCGAAAGGACUAGUACUAGAUCAGCUAUUGGAUUGACCCAUGGCAAACGAACGAAUACGGCUGUUCCUUGCCCCUUCCUUUGCUUUGUUCAUGUCUUGGAUGUCAAAACAGAAGAAGCAAUCGGAAUAAGAAGAAGGAAGAGGCAAACAAUAAUCCAUACUACUACUCUUUCUUAUCUGGAAAGAACAGAUCACUAUACGACCAUUCUUUCUAUAGAUCGAGGUUUUUUCCAUUGCCUCAAAGACAAGACGCCGUCCGAUCGCCAAAUACCAGACUUAUUUCUUUAUCUAUGCAAGUAUAAGAAAGCUCAUACUUUCGCCUUCCCCCCUGCCCGGCAGCUAAACCUGGACUUCCGCAUCAAAGAAAGUGUUUCGUCCAAGACUUCUGACGAACCU
This is a messenger RNA of Striga asiatica, 627 nucleotides long. The record is from the annotation of a GenBank genome assembly. Lineage: Eukaryota; Viridiplantae; Streptophyta; Magnoliopsida; Lamiales; Orobanchaceae.